AUGUACCUCUUUCUAAAUGUGCUCUGCCUUCUGCUGCUGGGCUCUUCCAUCUCUGCACUGCCAUCGCAGAGCCUUGAUGACAUCUUGCUGGAGAAGAAGGCCGACUCGACCAAGGUCGGGUACCUGGCCGUCUACUGGAAGACCAGCGCCACCGGCGUCUUCUUUGCGCUGAGCACAAAUGACAACCCGCUCGGCUUCACCGAGCUCAAGGGCGGUAAGCCCGUGAUCAUACCCAAGGUCGGCACCAAGGUCGUCCGGGAUGUGUCUAUCGUGCCUGGCGGCGGCAAGGAUGCGAAUGUCAUAUGGCGCAUCAUCGGGACGGACCUGGACAUCGGCUCGACAACUUGGGACCGCGCCAAGCGCACUGGCUCGCGGAGCAUCAUGACCUGGGAGUCGAGCGACCUCGUGAACUGGGGCAGCGAGAGACUGGUGGAGGUCGAGGACAAGACGGCGGGCAUGGUAUGGGCGCCCGAUGCCAUCUGGGACCCGAGUUCAAGCAAGUACUUCGUACAUUGGGCCUCGGCCUUCUACGAUAAGGGCGACACUGGACAUACCGGCACAGGCACGCCUCUAUAUAUCCGCUCUGCGCUGACCUCGGACUUCAAGACGUACGAGAGCCCGUCCACGUACAUCAACAAGAGCCCCAGCGACACGCUGGACAUGAGCUUCCUGCGCGUCGACAACUCGACGCUCGUCCGGUUCCUCGUCGGUGCGGGCGUCAAGGGCCCAGUGGCCGAGGUCAGCCGCAACGGCAUCGCAGGGCCCUGGACCCGGCCCUCAGGCUCCAUCAGCGCCCAGUACGAGGGCCCGUACCCGUUCUGGGACAACCGCGUCGAUGGCAAGGCGUACCUGCUCUGCGACCUCGUCGGCGGCGCCGCCGGCCUGCGCGCCUGGAGCUCGACGGACCCCCUGUCUGGCAAGUUCACCAGCGCCUCGUCGGCCAUCACGUACAUGCGGCACGGGUCCGUAUUGCCGGUGACGCAGGCGCAGUACAAUGCGCUCAAGGCCUUGUGA
This is a messenger RNA of Neoarthrinium moseri, 1014 nucleotides long. RefSeq lists its product as uncharacterized. The record is from RefSeq and is a predicted model, not a curated record. Bases 1 to 1014 code for a protein of 337 amino acids. NCBI's taxonomy places the organism in Eukaryota, Fungi, Ascomycota, Sordariomycetes, Amphisphaeriales, Apiosporaceae. The transcript has 4 exons.